AUGACGUUCCCUACGGAGAUCGAGCAGCUCAUCCUGUCCAAUCUGCCUUUGAACGCCUCGAUCGACCUCUUGCACACGCUCGUCAACUCCGACUCCGAGAUCUCGUGGCAAGACACCUUGAAACGCAACGUUACAACGUGUCUGCGGGUGUUUUGCUCAAAAGCCGACGUUCACAAUGCCAACAUUGCCGGCCAGCCGUUCCACCAGCACAGCGUGUUUGUGAACUCGCCCGAGUUCCAGCAAUUGGCCGAGAUCAGCGCCAUCAGCCCGUUUGAGAACUCCUCCGUCGAGAUCGUCGCCUCAGUGCAGAACUACCACCAGUACAUCCACCAGAUCACGGCAGUUUUUCCUCCACCCAACACCAUCAGCUUGUACACGGUGCUGUGCGGGCCUGUUCCGGGCAAAUCGCUCGCGCACUCUGAAAACAUCGCCAAACUCAACAUCUCCUCGAUAUCGGCAGACGAGCUCAACACCUUCAAACCGUUCCUCAACAACCUCACCGGCCUGACAUACCUCCACGUCAACAUCGACUACUCCGAGCGCGCAAAUAGACCCUCGUUUGUCCCGAUCAGACUGCCAAAUCUCGUCUCCUUAGAAAUAUCUGCAUUUGCAAACUGUGAAGACAUCAUUUAUCCUUUGGCAGCAUGCUCUCCAAAACUCACCUCUGUGAGUCUCAAGCUGUUCGAGAACGGCCAGAUCAGCAUGAACCGGCUACUAGCAGCCAUGGAGUCCAGCUCGCUUGAGAACCUCACCAUCGAGUCUGUGGAAGACGACGACCACCGUCUCGUGAGCGUGGUCUGGACUCCGGACGAGACCUCUUUACUCAAAUUGGCCAACUUGCACCACCUGCACAUUUCCGGGUUUGUGUUCCCGCCCCGACUGGAGUUUCUCAACCACCUGUCAUGCCUCGAAAGUGUCUCGCUCACAUCAACACGUGAUCCAGACGCUCUGCGGAACCUGGAUUGCUCCACCAUAAUAGCUUUAGCAAUCACACAUCCGAACCGAAACUUGAUUCAAAUCGAAUUAAAACACGUUGGCGUCUUUUCGAACGAUCUGGACCACCUGAGCCAUUUCCCGGCGCUGCAAACGCUUAGCAUCGACUCUGUCGUGCUGAAUCAAAAGUUUGAUCUUUGCUUUUUGAAAAACCUUAUCAGUUUGGACCUCGUGGUGCGCUCCGACGUGACUACCGCAGACUUCUACAACCCGAUUCCGUACGUGUUGUGGCCGCCGCACGUCAAAGACGUCAACCUCACGUUUAUCAGCAGCGACGAGCGUGUUAAGAGACACUCGUUGCAAGCCAUGCUGCCAAAAGUGACACAUAACCGUUUGCCGAGCAGCGUGCAGAACCUGAAACUGAUGCUCGAAACAGAGUCGCGAAUCGGUAAGGAGUCCAUUUUCCACCGGCAGGAGCUGAACGUGAACUCUUUACUCAACAUGCUGCUACCGAUACGGCUAAAAAGCCUCACAAUCACAGGUCUUGACAGGUAUUUCCCGCAGUGGUCGUGGUGGAACGAAAAGUUUCUUAUCAACACAAAGGAGCUUGAGCUGCCACCGUCGCUGGUGAAUCUCGAGGUCAGAAACGCUUUUAUUCAGGACAAGCUGGUGCUCCCAAAACUGAAACGACUGGCCAUCUACAAUUCGUUUUUCUGCGACCAAGAACUUUUCCACAGCCACCUCCAUAAAUCAAACAAGCUCAUCGUGUUGAACUGCUGUUUGGACCAGUCUGUCCAGGAAGCAGAGGCGUUUCUGUCCAAACUGGCCCCGCAAAGAGUCCAGAAACCUCCAGAACAGAUCUUCCUGCGCAGAGCAAACAGAUCAAUCUUUCUCAUCAACGGCUCCUCAACGCCAACUCUAACGAUGUAA
Molecule: messenger RNA, 1863 nt
Organism: Ogataea philodendri
Lineage: Eukaryota; Fungi; Ascomycota; Pichiomycetes; Pichiales; Pichiaceae
Exons: 1
Coding region: 1-1863 (620 amino acids)
Source: RefSeq, a predicted model, not a curated record